Nezara viridula (southern green stink bug) is the source of this 1047-nucleotide messenger RNA. The record is from the annotation of a GenBank genome assembly. NCBI's taxonomy places the organism in Eukaryota, Metazoa, Arthropoda, Insecta, Hemiptera, Pentatomidae.
AUGGAGUUGAAGUUUAUCCUAUUUGCCGCUCUGCUCAGUCAUGCUGCUGUGGGUACACAGUCCGCCGCAAAUCCCAAAGCCAAUGCAAAAACGAAGAAGCUGUUGACGGCUUUGAGCAAACUUGGAGACAGGAUCCUCUCCGGAGCCUUCGGCGGUUACAACCUCUUCGUUCAUGAGGUCGGUUUCUCCAUGGAUCAAGCAAAUGGAAUCCAUAAAUUGACUAAUAAGUUCCCCGCUGUCUAUGGAAUCGACUGUUCGCCAGGUUGGGAGACCACUGAAGAAGGUCAUGAAACCGACAUCCUCGAUUGUUUUAACUCUCAGAUUGUAGAUUAUGCUAAAAAGGGAGGUAUCAUUACUGCCAGCCACCACUUCCCGAACCCUGUGUUUCCAGGCAACAGAGUACCCGGAAAUCAAAUAAGUAACAAAAACUUUUCCGAAAUUCUCCAGGACGGAACACCGGCGAGAAACAGGUGGUUAAAAAUGAUGGGAAAGAUUGCUGAAGGUUUUCAACGGUACAAGGACGAGGGGAUCACCAUCUUAUACCGUCCCUUCCACGAGAUGAACGGAGGCUGGUUCUGGUGGGGAAAAAUAGAUGACGAAAGCCAAAAUGAUGAAAGACAUCGCCUCUUCAAGCUCCUCUGGCAGGAUCUCUUCAACUUCAUGAAAAAUAAAGGACUGGAUAACCUACUUUGGGUCUACUCUCCCGGAGCUUUUAGUGGUUCCUAUACCGCCUUCUACCCAGGAGAUAACUUCGUCGACAUAGUUGGCUUAGACUGGUACACUGAUAACGGUGUUACUAAAUGUGAAGGUUACGAUGAGCUGACUCGCCUAGGAAAGCCUUUCGCAUUUGCAGAAGUCGGACCAGCAGGGGACAGUCAUGGGAAGCUCGAUUUUGGAUGGUUUGUCGAAACAAUGAUAUCUCACUACCCGAAGGCUGUAUACUUCAUGCCUUGGAAUGGCAUAACUGGUCCCAUCCAGAACAAAAACGCCUGGGGAGCUUAUAAUAAUCCUAAAGUGAUCAACAUGGGGGAACUAAGAGUGUGAGAC